Messenger RNA from Penicillium soppii, 1794 nucleotides. RefSeq lists its product as uncharacterized. The coding region runs from base 1 to 1794 and encodes 597 amino acids. Lineage: Eukaryota; Fungi; Ascomycota; Eurotiomycetes; Eurotiales; Aspergillaceae. The transcript is spliced from 8 exons. The record is from RefSeq and is a predicted model, not a curated record. Gene Ontology annotation, molecular function: protein binding.
AUGUACAACGCUCAUCGCGGGAUGGUGCCCGCUCCCAACUCUCGUCUGACAGAGUUGCUGGAUCAACUGCGCCAGGAGUUUGAAAGCCAGUCGCGAAACACCGGCGAAUUCGAGCACCAGUUGACCGGACAGCUCCAGGAAAUGGAGAUGAUCCGUCAGAAGGUCUACCAGCUGGAGCAAGCUCAGAUCAAGAUCAAGACAGAUUAUGAGGCCGAAAUUCGAAUGCUGCGACAUGAACUUGAGUCGCGCGGCGUCCAAACUAUUCCCACUCACAUCGGCGGACCCGCCGCCGCCGCCCCUGGUCACUCGGCUGGCUCUCAGGCUCCCCCGCCUGCUUUGGGCCACGGUCCCAGCAAUCUGUUUGGUGGUAUCAUGACCAACCCACCAGGUAGUGGUCCCGGACUUGCCCCUCCCCUUCCCCAGGAUCAGCAGCCUCCCCAGCAUGCCCUUCAACAGCCUGCCUCGGUCGCUCAGCCAGGUGCGCCGCAACCUCCGCAGAGCUCAUUUGGAUACCAGGGUGGCGCUGCUGUGAACGGUUAUGGAGCCGCUGCCCCUCCUACCGCAUCCCCAGGCCCCGGCAAGAAUCGUGGCCGUAUGCCCGGCCCCCCAGCUACCCCCCAGCAAUCACCACUCAACUACCCUGACCCCCGUGACCCCCGGGACCCCCGUGCGUCACCUCAGAUCCCUCGCGCUGCUCCCAACCCAGCUCUCGGUGGCCGCACUGGCGAGCGUCCGGGAAACAUGCUCGCCAACUGGAACCCCGAUGACUUGCCCCCGUCGCAAAAGCGUGAGGGUAGCGACUGGUACGCUGUGUUCAACCCUGAGGUGCAGCGUGUUCUUGAUGUCGAGCUCGUGCACCACCUGAACCACGAUAGCGUUGUUUGCUGUGUUCGUUUCAGCCGUGAUGGCAAAUACUUGGCUACCGGUUGCAACCGCUCGGCCCAGAUCUUUGACGUGACCACUGGUCAGAAUGUGGCCACUCUUCAGGAUGAGAAUGUCGACAAGGACGGCGAUCUCUACAUCCGCAGUGUUUGCUUCAGUCCCGAUGGCAAGUAUCUGGCCACCGGUGCUGAGGACAAGCAGAUUCGGGUUUGGGACAUCAACGCGCGCACCAUUAAGCACAUCUUCAGUGGACACGAGCAGGACAUUUACUCUCUGGACUUUGCUGGCAACGGCCGUUUCAUCGCAUCCGGUAGUGGAGACAAGACCGUGCGUCUUUGGGAUAUUCUUGAUGGCAAGCUUGUCUACACUCUUAGUAUUGAGGACGGUGUCACUACUGUGGCUAUGUCUCCCGAUGGCCGCUACGUGGCUGCCGGUUCUUUGGAUAAGAGCGUGCGCGUCUGGGACACUACCACUGGUUACCUGGUGGAGCGUUUGGAGAACCCUGAUGGUCACAAGGACAGUGUGUACUCGGUUGCCUUUGCUCCCAAUGGCCGUGACCUGGUCAGUGGCAGUCUGGACAAGACUAUCAAGUACUGGGAGCUUACCGUUCCCCGGGGCAUGCACCCCCACAGCGCCGUCAAGGGCGGCAAAUGCAUUCGUACUUUCGAAGGCCACAAGGACUUUGUUCUUAGCGUGUGUCUGACACCCGACGGUGCUUGGGUGAUGAGUGGUUCCAAGGACCGCGGUGUACAGUUCUGGGACCCGGUGACUGGAAAUGCCCAGAUGAUGCUUCAGGGACACAAGAACUCCGUAAUCUCGGUUGCACCUAGCCCCACUGGUAGCCUUUUCGCGACCGGUAGUGGAGAUAUGCGUGCUCGUAUUUGGAGAUACUCGCAAUACCAGGGAAGAUAA